AGGGUUCAAUUAGCAGUCUUCCAGAGGGUUCCAUCAAGGAGUGACUUCACUGGGGUCAGGGGAACUGUUCUGAUUGAUUCUGCAAAUAGCGAUAGCUUAUAAACAAUGAAUUACUGGAAUUUAUGCUCAACGAUGGCGGGACAUUCUAUGAAGUCGUAUGAUGUAUGUCUGUCUCACUGAUUUCGAUGCUUUCUCAGAUGGCGUCCUGGAAGGUCUCCCGCCGGACAAUGUUGAUUCCGUAUGGCUUGAAGAGUUUGCUGGAAUCUCUGUGUCGUGCGAUAAGAACUGAAGACCCACAGCACAUAGAACAGUUUAUCGCUGCGUAUUGCAAGGACCUCCUAGAGCACAGAGACCGUAUUGCAAAUACAGCCACUCCUUCCAGAGACCUUAGACAAGUCAUACAGCUUUACCAGAAAAUGCGAGAGCUUGACCAAGUUAUGAUGAUAAAUUGGCCAAUGCGAGGUUCUCCGGAGUCGGCCCAGGUCUGGAAACCAUCUGGGGAGCCUGCAGAGAUGUAUCAGAGAUGUGUCAGCCUUGUCAGCUGCCACCUUGCUGAUGACGCCUUGACUGUCAGUCAGAGUAUGCCUGUUCAGUCUUCCCUGGCGCAGCCCAAGAGCCCUGAGGACCUUCCCGCAGCUAGGGUUCAAUCAGCAGUCUUCCAGAGGGUUCCAUCAACGAGUGAUUUCACUGAGAUCAAGGGAACUGUUCUGAUUGAUUCUGCAAGGGCACCGCCUGCUGAUGUCAUCGUGGUUCACUCAGAGAACCUUCCGGGCACAAUAGUGUUCCACUGUGAAAGUCGCCCCAGUUCAGCUUCAUCUGUGAGGUCUUGUGGCACCAGGACACCCUCUGUGACUGACACAGAUGGGACAGAGGAGUGUGGUCUUGAGAUGGACUCGGAUGAGAUGGUGGUGUUUGAAAGAGUUCCCUCCAAGGAGGAUUUUCUUCCUCUUCAGUCUUCUGUGGAGGUGGAGUCCGGUAAGCUGCAGAAUUCAGAGAUUGUAGACGAGCCUCGCACCACAGUGGGACAAUAUCAUAGCUCAGAGGAGACGGAGGAGCAACAUGAAACACUGGAAGUGGCAGCCGCCCAAGAGUCAUCCAAGAUAAAGAAGGAGGUAUCAUCGAGACAAAGCCUGGUCAAGGUGUUCUCUGCUCAUAUGGUGAAAACUGAGGAUAGCGUUGAAAAGAUGGAUGACGGAUCAAAGCAAUCAGAUGGAGACAUGACACCCAGCACAUCUUCAGAGACGUCCAUUACAGUCAUAGAAUGUCCAGUUUCAUCUGAACCAACAAUGAAUGAUAUCAGAAGAACCGGUGAUAUUGAAGGUCCAAUUUUACACGCAACUGACAGUGAAGCAGAUUCACAUCUGGUGAUCUCUAAUGAUCUGUCUGACGUGUCUGGACUUAAAGAAACAACACCGAUGGCUGCCGAAGUGGAUAGGGCAGCUUCGACUGACAAAUACUUAAUCCUGGUAAAAGAAAUGGCAGAAGAAUGUGUAGCUGAGGCUGUGGAGUUAUUGUCUUCUGAAAGUCUACCAAACCAAACUGAAAGACACUCAUCUCCUAGAAUAUAUUCAGAGACAGUUUUUGUGCCAGGUGUGACUGCUGUGGAUGGAGUCACAUGGCAGGAUCUGCAAACACUUUCACCAGAUGCGUCACAGAGUGUCUCUCCAGACCCCUUGCUUCUAGCAGAGAUGCCACAAACUGUUAUAUCUGUGUCUGAAAGUGUUUCUCCUCUCUACACUGUGGAGAGAGAAGAGACAGCAGCCCAAGAACAAUCUGUUGAAGAAGCUCUCAUUGCCGCUGCUGCUGGAGUAUCAGUAUUACCAGCUGAAUGCUCAGGCACUGACAGAGUUGAAAGUACUGAAACAGCUUAUGUCGUCACAACGGAAAAUACUCCUCACAAGUCAUUAGAUGAAAGUGUGGUUAGUGUGACUCCUGUCCGAAGUCCCAUUCAGAUGAACAUGAAUGAGAUUGCUGAUGCAGAUGAUUUGAAUCUGGUCAAGGAAAUGCCAGAAUCUCUGGCAGAUAACUCUGAACUGUCACCUCUCGCACAAGUACACCCUGAGGAGAUGUUAGGAUUUCCAAGUGAUCAGACAAGCGCUGCUGGUGGGGAGUGUCCAAACACAACAGACACAGGGUUUAUAACAUCUGGCGGUAUACCCUGUCAGGAAGAUAGUUUGACAGAAACAAUGAAGACAACAGAAAUGGGGACAACCUCAAAAGUUUCUUCAGAGACAUCAGAGAUAUCUCAGACUGUUACAUCUGUAUUUGAGAAGGUUUCCCCUCUCUGCACUGUGGACGGAGGGGAGAUAGCAGUGCAAGAACCAUCUGUUGAAGACAUUCUCAAUGCUGCUACUGCUGUUUUGGUUGCUGUUGCUGCUGCUGCUGCAGUAGAAUCAGUGAUGCCCCCUGAAUGCUCAGGAAGUGACAAUGCUGAAUGUCUUGAAACAGUGCAGAAUGUUCUCAAAGAGGACAUGGGGUCUGUGCUAUCAAAACACUCAGGAGUCAACCUAGAUGCAAAGUCUGCAUCAGAGCCUGUAGACAAUGUGACCCCUAUCAAAAGUCCCAUUCAGGAGAACAUGAGUGAGACUGCUGAUGCUGAUGAUUUGGUCGAGGGGAUGCCUGAGUCUCUAGCGGACUACUCUGAACCGUCACCUUUCAGACAAGAGCAACCUGAGGAGACAGCAGACUCACCCGAUGAGCACAUUGUUCUGACAAGCCCUGCUGAUGAGGAUGGUCCUAAAGUAACCUACACUGAAUGCAUCACAUGUGACAGAGAAAAAGCAGAGGCAGCACUACAAGAACCAUCUGGUGAAGAUGCUCUCGGUGCUGUGGAAUCGGUAUUACCAGGAGGUAACAACGCUGAUGGUCCUGAAACAGCAGAGAAUGUGCUCCAAAAGGAUGUGGAAUCUGUAUCACCAAGAUAUUCUGGAACUGACAUCACAGAAGGGUUAGCUUCAGAACCAAUAGAAGACAAUGUGGACAACACAAGUCUUGUCAGUAGUUCCGAUGAGGAGAACAUGAGCGAGAUUACUGAGACAGCGACAGCUCAGUCCCAGACACGAACACUUUCUCCAGAUGCCUUUCGCAAAACAGAGGUACCUCAGACUGACACAUUGGAGGUAGACUGGACACUGGACACUGGACUGAACAGAGAAGAGGCAAAAGCUCAACAGCCAUCUGGUGAUGGAGCUCUUAGUGUCUCACCAGAUGUCAAGGGAAGCUUCUUGUUACAUCGUCCGUUUGAAUCCUCUGAAACUGAAACUUUUGAAAAGCUUGGAAUAGCAGAGAUUGUCGUCCCCCAGGACAUGGAGCUAGUUUCAGUAGGAUGUUCGAGAGACAUCACAGAAGGGUCUCUGUCUCAGUCAGCAGGAGACAGCAUAGACGACCACAGAGAGUCGUCUCCCACUGGGCCCAGUCUGGAGGCUACGAAUGAGAUCACUGAGACAGACUAUCUGAGUUUGGUCACGGAGGCAUCUGAUCACGUGUCACACAUCUUAGAACCAUCCCCUCUCAGAAAAGGUCUCUCUGAGGAGAGAAUGACUUCAGAGCUUUCAGUCGAUACACCUGCUCAGGUAUUCACUGCUAGUGAGGAAUAUCCAGGCGAAGUGGUCACCAUCUGUACAGGCCAUAUACCAUCCGCUAGAAUUCCCACUCAGGAAGAGGAUGUGAGUAUAUCAAGAGGAACAACAGACAGGGGGGCAUCCCCAAUCUUUUCCCCAAACACCUCUUCUGUGUCAGGUUGUGUGCAUGACACACAGGGAAAUCAGAGCCCUGCCUCAAGCAACCAUCUCCCUGGGCCUCCCAGCUCUGCUGAGGAGCAGCAACAACACACUCCGGAUUCUGUGGCUGAAAGGGGAACUUUGACCCCAUUCAAUUCUCCUGUCCUCAAAGGCUCGGUCAAUCAGAUGUGGACUUUAUACGAUCUACCCCACAGCAGUGAUGAGGGCACAUUGUGCACCAAUAUCCUGUCCCAGCCUCCUUUCAAUGGCAGAGCUUACAUUCACGCCUUUGGGCCUGGCCAUGUUCUACUGGCUGAGAGGUCUCCUCAACACUCUCGUCUUGACCUACAUCAGGCCUCAGAAGGGCAUGUAGAGGGUACGAUCCAGGCUUCUGACCUACAUCGACACAGAGCCCAAGACGUGGCCCCCACCGCUGAGGCCGCUUGCUCAGUUCACCCUUCAGCAUCGCUCCCGGACACAGGCACUCAGGAAAUCAUCCUCCCCAAUUACCUGUUGUGCGUCGAUGACAAGCAGGCGACGCCUCUCAUGGGGGCCCCCGGGGGCCCCGCUCAGUCGGUGAGGGUGAGACGAGAUGACGCCUCGGGGCUCCUGUCCCUCACCUUCCCCUCGGCCGUCCUUGGUGGUGCUCAGAGGAGGGGUGGUCAGUCCCAGUUUAUGCAGAUCACCACCGAUCAGGGCCACAGCGUCUACUCGCCCGCUGUGCUUCGGAUCGUCACACACCCUGCUGACCAAAACUAAACACAGAUUCACCCAGCUGAACCUCACCUACAAUUGCCAAUAAACCAGGGACAAAUGCAUAAACA
This is a messenger RNA of Clupea harengus (Atlantic herring), 4543 nucleotides long. RefSeq lists its product as uncharacterized. Gene Ontology annotation, biological process: sperm capacitation. Gene Ontology annotation, molecular function: calcium ion binding. Gene Ontology annotation, cellular component: sperm fibrous sheath; cytoplasm. Lineage: Eukaryota; Metazoa; Chordata; Actinopteri; Clupeiformes; Clupeidae. The record is from RefSeq and is a predicted model, not a curated record.